AUGCCGACCGAUAUGACCAAGUUCCAGCUUGUGCAGACCGCCAAGUUCUCGGUGCUGCACCCGGUGAAAGGCGCGAAGCCCAUGAAGGCCAUUGCCGGUGCCAAGAAGGCGGCCCCAGUCAAGAAAGAAUCGCCCAAGAAGGUCGAGCAGAAGAAGGAGGAAGACGAUGAUGAUGACGACCUGUUUGGCGAUGACGACGACGAGGACGACGAGGCUACCAAAGCACUGGCUGCCAAGCGCGCCGAGGCGGCCAAGUCUGCUAAGAAGGAGAAAAAGAAACCCGUGGAGCGCUCGCAGGUGGUGAUCGAGGUCAAGCCGUGGGAGGCCGAGACGGACCUUGAAGAAUUGGCUGCCAAGAUCAAGGCGCUGCCUAUUGACGGUCUCACUUGGGGCGAAGGCCACAAGCUUGUGCCCGUGGCGUUUGGCAUCAAGAAGCUGUUGGUGCAGUGUGUCAUUAUUGACGAGUUGGUGCUCAUGGACGACAUUACGGACGCCAUCGAGAGCUUUGAGGAUUAUGUCCAGUCGGUCGACGUGGCAUCCAUGAACAAGCUCUAG
Messenger RNA from Peronospora matthiolae, 555 nucleotides. The record is from the annotation of a GenBank genome assembly. Lineage: Eukaryota; Oomycota; Peronosporomycetes; Peronosporales; Peronosporaceae.